Molecule: messenger RNA, 2058 nt
Organism: Mauremys mutica (yellowpond turtle)
Lineage: Eukaryota; Metazoa; Chordata; Testudines; Geoemydidae
Gene: SORD
Product: sorbitol dehydrogenase
Exons: 8
Coding region: 354-1313 (319 amino acids)
Biological process (GO): D-sorbitol catabolic process
Molecular function (GO): L-iditol 2-dehydrogenase (NAD+) activity; zinc ion binding
Source: RefSeq, a predicted model, not a curated record
GGCUGGCUGCGGUUUGGACUCUGAGACCCGGCCACUCCCCCCCGCCCGGGUCCUGCCAGCCGCCGGCCCUUGGACCCGGCGAAAGUCCCUCUGGCCGCAGACGGGCGCAGCGGCUGCAGCCCAGAAGCAGCACAAAGAGGCCGAGGCGCCGACUGCCGCUCGCCCCCGGCCUCCCCGCCGCGCACCCCGCGGCGGCCUGUGCACCUGCGCGCGAGCAGCGGCAGUUGCUGAGGAGGAAGCGCCGCGAGCGGCCCCGCCCCGCGUGGCUGAGGGAGGAUGGCGGAACAACGCGCCGAGAACCUGUCGGUGGUGGUGCAUCGCGCCGGGGACCUGCGCCUGAGGUGCUGCUGAGGAUGCAUUCAGUCGGGAUCUGUGGGUCUGAUGUCCACUACUGGCAGAAUGGUAGAAUUGGGGACUUUAUCGUAAAGAAACCCAUGGUGCUCGGGCAUGAGGCAUCCGGAAUCGUCAUCAAAGUGGGGUCAUCAGUAACCCAUCUGAAGCCAGGCGAUCGAGUGGCCAUUGAGCCUGGUGCUCCGCGAGACUUCGAUGAAUUCUGCAAAAUCGGACGCUACAACCUAUCUCCGACUAUCUUCUUCUGUGCGACACCUCCCGAUGAUGGAAACCUGUGCCGAUAUUAUGCACACAAUGCCAACUUUUGCUACAAGCUUCCAGAUAACAUCACCUUUGAAGAAGGGGCCCUCAUUGAACCACUCUCUGUGGGAAUCCAUGCCUGCCGAAGAGGCGGAGUCACUCUGGGAUCCAAAGUCUUAAUCUGUGGGGCUGGACCCAUUGGGCUAGUCUGCUUGCUCGUCGCCAAGACGAUGGGUGCUGCCCAGGUAGUAAUCACUGAUUUAUCCACCUCCCGCCUGGAAAAAGCCAAAGAGAUUGGGGCAGAUUUCACCAUUCAGAUAAAGAAAGAGACCCCAAAGGACAUGGCCUGCAUGGUGCAAGGUUUGCUUAACUCCAUGCCUGACAUAACCAUGGAGUGCUCCGGGGCAGAGGCCAGCAUUCAAACUGGCAUUUACGCCACUCGCUCGGGCGGGACCCUGGUUCUGGUGGGGCUGGGACCGGAGAUGGUCCAUGUCCCCAUCGUGAAUGCUGCUGUGCGGGAGGUGGAUAUCAAGGGGAUAUUUCGCUACUGCAAUACGUGGCCCAUGGCGAUUGCUAUGCUUGCAUCCAAGAAAGUGGACAUCAAGCCUUUGGUUACACACCGCUUCCCUUUGGAAAAAGCGCUGGAGGCCUUUGAGACAACCAAGAAGGGCUUGGGGGUGAAAGUUAUGCUGAAGUGUGACCCCAGUGACCAGAAUCCCUGAAGCAUGGCACUGCACUCCUCCCCUAUUAUACUGCCUGGCUUAAAGAUGAAGAAUGAGCUCUCUAGAGAGAUGGGAACUGUAACGAUAAGUUUAUAAGUAGUAUAUAGUGUUUGGGGAAUAAAGUUACAGUCACCUGUUGUGCAGACAGUGCAUUGAAGGAAAAGGGAUUAUUGGUUAAGGAUAUUUACAGCCUUAUAGCUGCUUAAACGGGGAACCACUAUUUGGGAACCAAAUUUGGACCAGAAUCCUCCCUUCAGAUCCGUACAGGAGAUCUUGGCUCAGUCUUCUUCCCCUACGAAUGCAGCUCACUGAGGAUCCUGAGAGGAGAACUUUUCUCCUGGAGAGGACCUGUUGGUAUUCACCUCUUCUCUAAUAGACUAGACAUUCUGAAAACCGGGGAUCUCUCUAGUUGUGUGUCAGACAAAGGGCUUCACCCUGCCCACUUGCAUUGAAGAACCACCUAUGUCACAGCCGGGAUUUGUACAUGCUGAAGCACUGAAUAAGAGUUUCACACACUUGACUCCUGUUAAUGGCAAUGAAAAUUGUGCGGAAUAGUUUGUCUGGGCCUCUAUUCAAGGCUGAGACAAUACUAUCCUGGGCCAAGAUUUGUUCUAAGCGGGUGUUGGGCCUGUUCGGUGUGGUCAGACCUGUGUACAAUCCCCGGCAUAGCAGAGUUAUGGAAUACUAAUACUUGAAUACUCUGUCAGGACUUUACAAAUGUGGAAUGAAGUCUGGGCAGUUCAUC